UCAUCACAUCGCAGUGACAGAUCAGGUAGAGUAAAUGUCCCUCACUGAUGUUUAUGUGAAGGUGGCCUAAUUUCCCCUGGAGCAGCGCUUUUUAUCGCUUCAACAGCUCUGGGUUCUAGUCUUAUAGAGACUCUUGGAUAGCCACUCAUCCUGUUUUGGUCUACAUUGGCUAGCAUCUGUUUAGACGCGUCCUGAAAAUGACGGAUCUUUCCAGCUCGGAGUUUGAGAUCGACGUGGAGGGCCUGGAAACGGAGAGCGAUGAUCAAGCGGUGUUCACCGGCACCGGGGAGGACGACGUGGGGACCAAAGACGACGACAAAACCAGCCGAUUAAACCUCGGCUCAGGAGACCAGCGCAAACUGAGCCGCACUCCGAAAUGCGCCCGCUGUAGGAACCACGGCGUGGUGUCUUGUCUGAAGGGGCACAAGAGAUUCUGCCGGUGGAGAGACUGCCAGUGCGCGAACUGCCUGCUGGUGGUGGAGAGACAGCGCGUAAUGGCUGCUCAAGUGGCACUGAGGAGACAGCAAGCGACUGAGGACAAAAAGGGAAUAUCCGGGAAGCACAUACCAGUGGAAAGACGAAGUAUAUAUCAGCGACACAUCCGCCCAUCGACCAUGCUGGCAAAAAGUAUUUUAGAAGGAUAUCGUCCAGUGCAGAACGACCCAUUUCUGGGUGCCAGUCCUGCUCUGCCCCCUCCUCUGAGCGACCGCAUGAGGAAAAGACGAGCCUUUGCCGACAAGGAGCUAGAGACCAUCAUGCUGGAACGAGAGUAUAAAGAACGAGAGCUUCUCGAGUCCAGCCAGCCCAGCUCUGCCUCGCUCUUCCUCCCUGGCAGUAUGGUCCACGCCGCUGAGUAUAACUCCUACAAGACGGCUUUCUCAUCCUCCUCAGCCCCUUCCACGGUCGAACCUUCUCCCAAAGACCUCUGUGGUUUUCUGCCCGGCUGUCUGGAUCUCUCUCUGCAGUAUGCCUCCACAGGUGGGACGACAGCUAACGUGGAGCUCAUCUCCUCCAAUGUGAGCGUAGCGACCACCUACCGCCAAUACCCGCUCUCACCGCGCUUCGUAAUGUGGCCGCGGGGCAGCAGCGGUAUUAGCGAUGCCCUGUUAUACCAGCAGUGUCUCCUGAAUGCCACUGCAGUCCAGAACUUGAAACCUGGAGCUGUUUGGGAUCCAAAGAUGAUGACCUCCACCGAGAGCCACCCGCCCGAGCAGGAGCCCACCGCGUCCAGGCUCGAGGGCUCUCGAGUGGCUCCAGAGCCGUGUGAACUCCAGCCGGGGCCCAGAGAGGCUCAGACAGGACUCGGCCAGAACGGAAAUGCCCGUUCAGCCUUCUCGCCUCCUAAGAGGGUGUAUGGACAAGCUUUCCCUCCACAUGCAGGGAGCCAUGAGCAUGUGAUCAACAACAUGAGCAAAGACACUGCCAAGCACACACUGUCCAUGAAGCUCAACUCCUUCCAUUCCCUCAUACAGCAGACACUCAAUGACAAGAAUCCAGAGAUGAGUGGGCCGUACUGUAAGGAACUGCUGGAGGAAGCGGCAAAAAAGUUCAGGGAGGGUACCGCCAAAGACACAGUGGGACUCAAAAGCUCGGAAAGAGCGGGAAAGGACCUCGUAGCAAAGCCGAGGAGCACCAAGGUCACCGCAGGAGAGUCUCUGUCGUUUUCAGUGGAGGCCAUAUUAAAAAGACCCGCACUUUCUUUAAAUCGGACAUCCCAGUAAGGCUUCCUGUAAAAAAAACAAUCCUAAAAAUACUUGCUUAUUUUGUACUGACUGUAUAUUUAUUCACACACACACACACAUACAUAUAUUUGGAAUUUUAGCAGAGAAAAGACAGAAAAUCAUUAAUCUAAGCAGCAUCUAAAACAAUUUUUACUGCUUUUUUGACAUAUCUGUAUAUAUAAAAAUGUACAUACCAUUUCAGACAUGCAUGUUGUACGUUAUAUAAUACAUUCAUAAUGUGUAGAGUAUUUAAAUGUAAAUGUUAAUUUUGCUACUUUAAAAGUGUCAAUAAAAUGAAAAAAUGUUCCUAUA
This is a messenger RNA of Onychostoma macrolepis, 2033 nucleotides long. RefSeq names its product doublesex and mab-3 related transcription factor 2a (gene dmrt2a). The transcript is spliced from 4 exons. Gene Ontology annotation, cellular component: nucleus. Gene Ontology annotation, molecular function: DNA-binding transcription factor activity, RNA polymerase II-specific; RNA polymerase II cis-regulatory region sequence-specific DNA binding. Gene Ontology annotation, biological process: sex differentiation; regulation of transcription by RNA polymerase II. Lineage: Eukaryota; Metazoa; Chordata; Actinopteri; Cypriniformes; Cyprinidae. The record is from RefSeq and is a predicted model, not a curated record. Bases 198 to 1721 code for a protein of 507 amino acids.